ACGAGCCAUGCAGCAACGGUGAGGACCGCAGACAGUCUUGGAAGCCUGCUCUUACUGGACACCCUGUGGCUGAAACGCUUCUACCCCUCCCAGGAACUGCAGCACCUCCAGUGACAAGAUAAGCACAGGAAUGACGUCUGCUCCCGGUAGGGCCAGAAGCCUUUUGGGGACCGUGCUGAGUCUGGUGGCACUUGCAGUGGUUGCACAGGAUGAAUCACGGAUUAUCGGGGGCCACGAAUGCCCCAAGCAUGCUCAGCCCUUCCAGGUCAUCCUCUCCAACAGCAAGAAAAAUGGGCCUGAUGUUCAGUGUGGGGGCGUUCUGAUCGAAAAGGACUGGGUGCUUACUGCCGCCCACUGUGAUCAAGAGGGGGAGAUCCACACGCGAAUGGGAGAUUACAGCCUCAGGGCCAACGAAGGCACCGAGCAGUGCAUCACCUCCAUGAGGAAGUUCCCGCACCCGAACUACAAUGCCACCACGCACGACAGUGACAUCAUGCUGAUCCAGCUGUGCAAUUCCGCCAACAUUAAUGACUUCGUCCGGCCCAUUGAACUGGCCACCGAGUGUGUGAGGCCCAACACGCUGUGCGAGGUUUCGGGCUUCGGCACCAUCAAGUCCCCUGAAUCAGAGUUUCCUGACCUCCUGCAGUGUGCACAAGUCUACACAAUGUCGAACAAGGACUGCAGCCGAGCAUACCCAAACGGCAUCACAGAAAACAUGCUGUGUGCAAGUGUGAGCAGAGGCGGUGUGGACUCCUGCCAGGGCGACUCCGGCGGACCCCUGGUGUGCAACCGCAAACUGCAAGGCCUUGUCUCUUGGGGGAUGCAAAUUUGUGCAAGGCCUGGGAAGCCCGGCGUCUAUACAAACGUCUGCCGAUUCACCGACUGGAUCCGGAACACCAUCCAAAGGAACUCAGGCAACCGAGCAGCAUACACGUACUAGUGCAACGGGGAGCCACCAACACCCCAGGGUGCCAGAAUAAAACCGAGCUACCAC
This is a messenger RNA of Varanus komodoensis (Komodo dragon), 994 nucleotides long. Its product is annotated as kallikrein-14-like. Gene Ontology annotation, molecular function: serine-type endopeptidase activity. The transcript is spliced from 6 exons. The record is from RefSeq and is a predicted model, not a curated record. Gene Ontology annotation, biological process: proteolysis. The coding region runs from base 131 to 940 and encodes 269 amino acids. NCBI's taxonomy places the organism in Eukaryota, Metazoa, Chordata, Lepidosauria, Squamata, Varanidae.